Molecule: messenger RNA, 2187 nt
Organism: Papaver somniferum (opium poppy)
Lineage: Eukaryota; Viridiplantae; Streptophyta; Magnoliopsida; Ranunculales; Papaveraceae
Product: oligopeptide transporter 7-like
Exons: 6
Coding region: 16-2187 (723 amino acids)
Biological process (GO): transmembrane transport
Molecular function (GO): oligopeptide transmembrane transporter activity
Source: RefSeq, a predicted model, not a curated record
UUGAUCGUGGCAGUCAUGGAUAUAUCAGAAGAAGUUGAAGAGAAUUCAUCAGUAAAACAAGUAGCAUUAACAGUACCCACUACAGAUGAUCCAACGAUACCGGUAUUAACGUUUCGAAUGUGGGUUCUCGGAACACUUUCAUGUGUCGCACUUGCAUUCUUGAACCAGUUUUUCUACUACAGGAAAGAACCUUUAUCGAUUUCAGCACUUUCAGCACAAAUUGCUGUUGUUCCAUUAGGUCAUCUAAUGGCAAAAUAUAUAACAGUACGUAAAUUCUUCAAGGGUACUCGAUAUCAGUUUACGUUGAAUCCAGGUCCUUUUAAUAUAAAAGAACAUGUGUUGAUCACCAUUUUUGCUAACUCUGGUGCCGGUAAUGUUUAUGCUAUUCAUAUUGUUAAUGUUGUUAAAGUCUUUUACAAAAAGAGUAUCAGUUUCCCGAUUGCGCUGAUCAUCGUCUUUACGACUCAAGUACUUGGGUUUGGUUGGGCUGGGAUGUUCAGAAGAUUUUUAGUCGAACCGGCUGCGAUGUGGUGGCCCGCAAAUCUUGUUCAGGUUUCUUUGUUCAGGGCACUACACGAAAAAGAUACUCGGAAGAAAGGCGGCAUGACACGAACUCAGUUUUUCAUGAUCGUCUUAAUAAGCAGCUUUGCGUACUACAUUUUACCUGGCUACCUCUUUCCAAUGCUAACAUCCCUUUCAUGGGUUUGUUGGGUAUUCCCAAAAUCUGUUCUCGCGCACCAACUAGGAUCUGGUAUGAGCGGACUUGGGAUAGGUGCAAUAUCUCUUGAUUGGUCAGCCACCGCGUAUCUCUCGAGUCCGCUGGCGAAUCCAUGGUUUGCCACAGCAAAUGUAGCUGUUGGUUUUGCGCUUAUCAUGUACAUUAUAACACCGAUAGCAUAUUGGUUCAAUUUCUACAAGGCAAAGAACUUCCCUAUAUUCUCCAAAGGGCUUUUCACCACAUCCGGCCAGGACUACGACAUCUCCAGCAUCGUCAAUAAAAAUUUCCAAGUUGAUCUCCCAGCAUAUGAAAACAGUGGACCUCUUCACCUUAGCACUCAAUUUGCCAUGUCGUAUGGAGUCGGUUUUGCCACACUUAGUGCCACUCUUGUUCAUGUUUUCCUGUUUCAUGGAAGAGAAAUAAUGGAGCAAGCAAAAUCAGCAUUUAAAGAGAAGAAGAUGGAUAUACACACACGACUAAUGGCCAAGUACAAGCAAGUACCGGAAUGGUGGUUUGUGUGCAUACUCAUAAUUACUGUCGCAGCAACCAUAUUUUCUUGUGAGUACUUCAAUUCGCAGCUUCAGCUUCGAUGGUGGGGAGUUCUGUUCGCUUGUGGAAUUGCCUUUUUUUUUACUCUUCCUAUUGGUAUCAUUACUGCAACAACGAACCAAACACCGGGAUUGAACAUCAUAACGGAAUACGUUAUCGGCUUAAUUAUCCCGGGCCAACCUGUUGCAAACAUAUGCUUCAAGACGUAUGGGUACAUCAGCAUGACUCAAGCCCUCACUUUUCUUCAAGAUUUCAAGCUAGGACACUACAUGAAGAUUCCUCCUAAAGCAAUGUUUAUGGCACAAGUUGUAGGUACAGUAAUAGCCGCAUUAGUAUACCUGGGAACUGCAUGGUGGCUCAUCGAAACCGUGCCUAACUUCUGCAACACCAAACUGCUUCCUGCUAAUAGCCCCUGGACUUGUCCUGGAGAUCAUGUGUUCUAUGAUGCGUCAGUUAUAUGGGGAUUAAUUGGACCUAGAAGAAUUUUCGGAGAUCUCGGUACUUAUUCAGGCAUAAAUUGGUUUUUCCUAGUUGGAGCCAUCGCACCUGUGUUAGUCUGGCUCGCGCAUAAAAAAUUUCCCGCACAGAGAUGGAUUAGCCUGAUACAUAUGCCCGUACUUAUGGGUGCAACAGCAAGUAUGCCUCCAGCAACUGCAAUAAACUACACAAGUUUUGUAACUAUUGGGUUUCUUUCAGGGUUCCUCGUGUAUAGAUACCGACAAGAUUGGUGGAGAAGACACAAUUAUCUUCUUUCUGGAGCUCUUGAUGCUGGUCUUGCUUUCAUGGGAGUUGCCUUGUAUUUCUUUUUGAACAGCAAUGGGGUUAGUCUCGAUUGGUGGGGAAGUAAUUUGGAUGGGUGCCCUUUAGCAACAUGUCCAACUGCCAAAGGAAUUAACGUCGAAGGCUGCCCAGUUUUCUAG